AACGCAGCCAAACCGCAUCUUGCAACCGUUUGGAUCCCGUAUUGAGAGGUUUGGGCCCUGCCAUAUAUCGAAUCAGUCGAUUCUCGUGAACGGCGAGAUCUGAAACGCAAGAGCUCAUUGGCGAAGAUGAAAGGCUUCAGGCAGAGGGUUCAUGAGCAGCUCUCGCGCGCGAAAGAUCCAAACAAGUCGUCCAAAUCCAAGAACAAGGAUUCGAAGGAUGGGACAUCGUCCCCUUCACAAUCAAGUAGCUCCCGAGAAGCAGCACAAUCACCAACAGUCACUCCUUCGUCGUCAACGACUGCACUCAACGAUCCUCGGAACAAAGCACUCCCUCUAAAUGAUGGCGGGGCUUCAAGCUCGGCUCACACGAGCCCUGCUGCUCAGCAGCCGCAAUCAGGCUCUAUCAAUUCGCUCAACCUAGGUCAGAAUUCGAUAGCUGCUCCAGACAGGUUCAACGGCAUGGGAGGGUCACCCAGUCCAGGGCCUGGGACACCUGGCCGUCAUGGUCAACUGCCCCCGAGUGUUAUCAUCAGUCCCAGUGCUCCCCAUAUCCCUCCCCCAGGUACAGCAGAGACGAUGCCCCAUGAUCUUGCUCCCCCGAAAAUUGGCCAGAAGUCGUUGAUGUUUGACCGAUUACAUACAACGCCGAAAGACGUGCCGGAGGGAAUCAGAACCCCCAAGAGGCAGCAUUCUUCAAGAUUCGAUAUUUCCCCUCAACGAGAGCUCGAGAAGUUACCAGGCUUUCACGAAGUGCCUCCUAACCGACGACAGGAUCUUUUCAUGCAGAAAAUCGACCAGUGCAAUGUUAUCUUUGAUUUCAACGACGCGAGUGGUGACAUGAAGUCGAAGGAGAUCAAGCGACUAGCCUUGCAUGAGCUGUUAGACUACGUGGCGAACAACAGACAAGUUAUUACAGAGGCCAUGUACCCAAGAGUGGUGGAUAUGUUCAGCAAGAACCUUUUCAGACCAAUACCACCGCCUGUCAACCCACAAGGAGAGGCAUUCGAUCCAGAAGAAGACGAACCCGUCUUGGAAGUUGCAUGGCCACACAUUCAAGUUGUAUACGAAUUUUUCCUUCGAUUCAUUGAAAGCCAAGAUUUCAACACAAACAUCGCCAAAGCGUACAUAGACCACAGCUUUGUCCUUCAACUACUCGAGCUGUUCGAUUCAGAAGAUCCUCGAGAACGUGAUUUCUUGAAAACUACCUUGCACCGAAUAUACGGAAAGUUCUUAAACCUGCGGUCCUACAUUCGAAGAUCCAUCAACAAUGUGUUCUUUCAAUUCAUCUACGAGACGGAGCGAUUCAACGGUAUUGCAGAGCUGCUGGAAAUUCUCGGGUCGAUCAUCAACGGAUUUGCACUGCCACUGAAGGAGGAACAUAAAUUGUUCUUGACAAGAGUUUUGCUUCCAAUGCACAAGGUCAAGAGCUUAAGCAUGUACCACCCUCAACUGGCAUACUGUAUUGUUCAGUUCUUGGAGAAGGACGCGGCAUUAACAGAAGAGGUCGUCCUUGGCUUACUUCGAUAUUGGCCAAAAGUCAACAGCACAAAAGAAGUCAUGUUCCUUAAUGAGGUGGAAGACAUCUUUGAAGUGAUGGACCCAGCGGAAUUUGCCAAAGUCCAAGAACCCCUCUUCCAUCAACUCGCAAAGUCUGUUGCAAGCCCACAUUUCCAAGUAGCGGAACGUGCUCUCUAUUUCUGGAACAACGAAUACUUCUGCAAUCUCGUCAGCGACAAUGUCGAGAUCAUCCUCCCCAUAAUGUUUGCGCCGUUAUACGAGAAUUCGAAAGGUCAUUGGAAUCGAACAAUCCACGGCAUGGUCUAUAAUGCUAUGAAACUGUUUAUGGAGAUUAACCCACAACUCUUUGAUGACUGUUCUCAUGAUUACACUGAGCAUCAAAACAACGCAGAGGCCCGAGAGCUAGACCGAGAAAAUAAAUGGAAGGCCUUAGCAGAACAGGCAAAGCGAUCGAAGAGUAAUGGAGCCCCCCGAUCUGGGGCCAACCAGUCACCGGCCAGAACCAAGACCACCACGCCGUUAAGGAUCGACGAAGUAGACCCGGUCACAGACGACAACCAAAAGAGAUUAGAUUCGCUGAAACUUCAAGAUGGGGAUCGUAGAGAGCGAAGAUCAACUCACGAUCGGCAAAACUCGGUAGGCUCCUCCAGAAGUCAGCGAUGAUUUGCUUUAGCACUAUGCCGCUUUAUUCUGUGUUUCAGGAUGCC
This is a messenger RNA of Amorphotheca resinae ATCC 22711, 2225 nucleotides long. RefSeq lists its product as hypothetical. The transcript has 5 exons. The record is from RefSeq and is a predicted model, not a curated record. Lineage: Eukaryota; Fungi; Ascomycota; Leotiomycetes; Helotiales; Amorphothecaceae. Gene Ontology annotation, molecular function: protein phosphatase regulator activity. Gene Ontology annotation, biological process: signal transduction. The coding region runs from base 127 to 2181 and encodes 684 amino acids. Gene Ontology annotation, cellular component: protein phosphatase type 2A complex.